AUGUCUUAUUUAAAUAUUGUGAUUUAUUGCAUUUUGGUAUACGUAUCACUUGUCACACUGUUCACACAUGCGAACGUAAUUUCGAAGGACAAUGUUCCAAUAAAAGUUGAUAUUAUACCAUCGGAAUAUGAUUUAUUCGUUGAAACAACUGAAAAACAUUAUCAAGAUGCCAAAGAAAAUGAAGAACUUACAUUUAGAGGAACUGUGAAAAUUAAUUUUACGUUUCAUUUACUUCCGCCUAAGAAAAGUUUUUUUUUCCUCAUCAAUGCUUCUCCUAAAACCGUUGUCAACAAUGUUGAAAUUAUGGGCAAAAGCGAGUAUAAUUCUACUAAAUUGAAUGAUUUUGAACACGAUCUUGCAAAUGGUGUACUCACAGUUCAAUGCAAAGACUCAUUCAAACAAGAUUAUGAUUCAUAUCAAAUUAUCAUUGAUUUUGAAAACACAUUUGGAAAUGAUAUGUCUGGAUUUUACAGAAGUUCUUAUACAGGAACAGAUGGAAAAAAGAGGUGGUUGCUUACUACUCACUUUGAACCCAUAUUUGCAAGGAAAGCUUUCCCUUGUGUAGACUGGCCAGCUUUCAAAGCUCAUUUUAAAGUUUCGAUUUCAUAUCCGAAAGCUUUAGAAGGAUACCACGUUUUGUGUAAUACUCCAAUCGAGAAGGUUUUGAAAAACGGUGAAAAUGUGACUGUUCAAUGUGCCAAAACAUCGAUUCCUAUGUCAACUUAUUUAGUUGCAUUUACUAUAUCUGAUUUUGCUAAAACAGAAUCGCUUGAAUUUGAAAGCAAAUAUCCAGAAGCAAUGAGUCCUAAAAGAUUCAUCACAACAUAUGGUAGAAAUGACACAAUUCGAAAAGGUCAUGCUCAUUUAAGUCAGAAAGCAGGUUUAAAUGCUGUCAAAGAACUUGGAAAAUACUUACAAACAGGCUAUGCUUUUGAAAAAGUUGAUCAAGUGGGAAUACCUGAUUUCUCAGCUGGUGCCAUGGAAAAUUGGGGUCUUAUAUUAUUCAGAGAAAAAUCUUUGUUUAUUAAUGAAAAAAAUGGAACAGUCGCACCGAAACAAUCAAACAUUUUAACAAUUACUCAUGAAUUAGUACAUCAGUGGUUUGGAAACUUGGUUACUCUUGAUUCUUGGGAUUACAUUUGGCUUAAUGAAGCUUUUGCGACUUAUGUUUCAUAUUUAAAUGAAAUUGGAACUUCCGAUUGGAAAUAUUUACAUCAAAUGUUGGUGAGAGAAGUUCAUGCGAGAGCUUUUGAAACUGAUGGUUUUGUCGCUUCUAAAGCCAUGACACAUCGCAUUGGAAAUGAAAAUCUUAUUGCGGCAGCUUUUAAUGAUGUUCCUUAUGCAAAAGGUGGAUCCGUUUUGAGAAUGUGGGAUAUGAGUCUCGAACCGGAUACAUUUCGAAAAAGUUUAGCUACUUACGUUAAAGUCAAUGCUCAAAAACCUGUAAACCCUAACGAUUUGUAUAAUGCUUUUAAACAAGAGGCUAAAAUGGAUGUUAGAUUUUUCGAAACCUGGCAUUCGCAACCUGGAUACCCGGUUGUUCAAGUGAAAAAGAAUGGAGAUAAUUACACUUUAACUCAAGUAAAAGCAAAAGCACCUGAAACAUAUUACAUUCCAAUUACGUAUUCAAAAAAAGGUUCGAGUAAUUCCCCGGGGGCAAAAUAUUGGUUAGAAAACGACCCACUUACAAUCAAUAUAUCUGGAAAUUGGUUUGUUUUGAAUAAUCAACAAGCAGGUUAUUACAGAGUUAACUACGAAAAGAAUCAUUGGCUCGUACUUGCCGAAGUCCUACGUAAAACCCACGAAAAAAUUCACGUCCUUAACAGAGCUCAGCUAGUCAACGACGUGUUCAGUUUAGCCAGAUCCAUACAAAAGGAUUACAUCGAUUACAGUACGGCAUUCACACUUUCAAGUUAUUUGAAGGGAGAAAAAAGUUACGUCGUAUGGAACACUGCUCUGAGAGCAUUUGAAUUUAUGAUGUCAAAAUUAUCACACGAUGAAGUUUUAGACAAAAGGCUUAAGAAUUACGUCUUGGAUUUAGUUCAACCUCAUUUUCAAGAAUUAAACAGCACUCACGAAGAACAUUUAGACAAACUUAUGGCAGUUCAAAUUUCCAGAUGGGCGUGUUUAUUGAAUCAUGUUCCUUGCAAUUUAUUAAAUUUAAAAUGUUUUGUUUUUUAUUUAAGAGCAUCCAAAUAUCCGGAAACGGAAGAAGUCAUUCUCUGCACGGCUAUAAGAACAAACGCUAAAAAUUGGGACAAAGUUUUUGACAUGUACAAAGAUGAGAAAGAAAGUUCUAGAAAACUCAUGUAUUUGAACGUGUUGGGUUGCACGAACGAUACGACAAUCGCCGAAGAGUAUUUGAACAAAACGCUCAAAUCGGAUUCGCACAUACGUGAACAAGAUUUAACAUUUGCUCUAUCCUCCGUAUAUAACGGAGCUUUUAAAAACGUUGAAGUAGCUUUUAAAUUUGUCGAAAACAAUUUCGAAACCAUCUCUAAAAAGUUUGUAUCGAGAAGAAGAAGAAGAAAAAAAAUGUCGAGUCGCUUGGCAUCCCAUUGCGAUCGAUUCGAUUUCCACGAACGAAUCACAAACGAAAAAUUUAUUUAUUUUUUUUUUUUUGUUUUCAGGUACGGUGGAAUAAAUCCUCUAGGUAGAGCCAUCGAAGGAAUAGCCGUUAAAUUACAUUCUCACGAAUACAUAGCGAGAGUAAGUUUCAUUUGA
This is a messenger RNA of Pediculus humanus corporis (human body louse), 2724 nucleotides long. RefSeq names its product glutamyl aminopeptidase, putative. Gene Ontology annotation, biological process: peptide catabolic process; proteolysis. Gene Ontology annotation, cellular component: cytoplasm. Bases 1 to 2724 code for a protein of 907 amino acids. The transcript has 13 exons. Gene Ontology annotation, molecular function: peptide binding; zinc ion binding; metalloaminopeptidase activity. The record is from RefSeq and is a predicted model, not a curated record. Lineage: Eukaryota; Metazoa; Arthropoda; Insecta; Psocodea; Pediculidae.